AUGAAGAAGUUUCUGAAAAGCCGAAAAGGCCGGUUCUCCCUGCGCCAGAGCAAGUCUGGCUCUCGCUCUGCCUCCAAAGACUUCCUCCUCUCGAUGCCGGCCUCCAACCAGGGCUGGCCGACGGACUUCGGCUUCCGGCUUGGGGGGAGCGGGCCGAGCUACAUCCUGUCAGUGGAGGAGGGCAGCAGCGCCUACAUGGCGGGGCUCCAGCCCGGGGACCAGGUCGUGGAGAUUGAGGGGCAGGACGUGUCCACCCUCAGCCCCCAGGCCCUUGUCACCCUGGCGCAGAAGCAGAAGAGUGUCCCGCCCAGCAUCGGCGUGGUGUCCCGCAUACAGCAGCUGGACAUCUCCCCCGGCCCUGACGGCCGCUUCGGCUUCACCAUCGUGGGAGACUGCCCCCUGCUGGUGGAGGACUGCCCGGCCAACUCGCCGGCGGGGCGCUGCGGCCUGCGGGCGGGCGACUACGUGAUGGAGGUGAACGGGAUCCCCGUGAAGCAGCACGAGACGGCGGCGGCCAUGAUCAAGGCGUCGCAGGGGCGCACGCUGCGCCUGGGCGUGCUCGGCCCGGGCCGGCGGCUGAAACGCACCGGCGGCAGCUUCAAGGAGGGCCAGCAGAGCAGCGAGAGCGUGCGGCAGGACCGCACACAGAAGGCCCUGGACUUCAACGUGAAGAUCGAGCAGGUCCUGGGGGGGGAGCCGGAGGUGAAGGAGAGGCUGUUCACCGUCCUGAAGCAGUAUGCGGCGGAGAGGAAGGUGGAGGCCCUGGCAUCCGCCCUCCCCGGCAUCCUGACCAACGAGGAGCAGCGGCAGCUGAUCAACAACAUCAGGAUCUUCAUCCCUAAGAAGCACCGGCAGCGCUUCGACGAGGUGGUCUCCCAGAGCCUGGUGGGCCGCAUCCGGCGUGGCAAGAGCCUGAGCGAGCUGGGCCAGAACCGGCUGCGCCGGAGCCGCAGCGAGGACCACCCCGAGCGUCUGCUGGUGUCCACGCGGGCCAGCUCCGUGCCGCGGGCCGCCGCCGAGGAGGCCGCCGCGCCGCUACCCCGCGGCCUGAGGAAGACCACCUCGCUCAUCGCCGGCCACUCGGCAUCCUCGGCUGGCAGCUGCAGGACAGUACGUGUCUACAAGGGGAACAAGAGUUUUGGGUUUACCCUCCGUGGUCAUGCUCCAGUCUGGAUUGACUCAAUCAUCCCAGGGAGCCCAGCAGAAAAGUCAGGCCUCAAACCUGGAGACCGCAUCCUGUUUCUCAAUGGACUGGACAUGCGGACGUGCUCCCAUGAGAAGGUGGUGUCCAUGCUGCAGGGGAGCGGCGCCAUGCCCACCCUGCUGGUGGAGGAGGGGCCUGUGGGCUUCCCGCCGGUGGAGGCGGAGCCGGUGGACAGGGGGGCCUCCCCGCCCCCGCCCCGCUCGCCGGUGCUCAGCUCCCUGCAGUGGGUGGCCGAGAUCCUGCCCCCCAGCAUCCGCGUCAACGGCCUCACCUUCGCCCAGCAGCUGGAGCACCUCCUCACCCACCAGGAGCGCUACGCCAUCUGCAAGGCCCUGGAGGCCUUCUUCCAGCACAGGAACGUGGACACCCUCAUUGUGGAUGUAUUCCCCCUGCUGGACACCCCAGCCAAGCAGGUGAUCUGGCAGUUCAUCUACCAACUGCUGACCUACGAGGAGCAAGAGCACUGCCAGAGCAAGAUCUCCCGCUUCCUCGGCUUCAAGGCAGCCGCUGCAGCAGCGGAGCCUGACCCGGCCCCCGAGCCCCAUCGGCGCAGCAGCUCCAUGAGGGUGACGGGGACGACCUACAGGAGCAGCGUGAGGGGGAGGAGCUCCGAUGACCUCAUCAUCGGCACUCACCUGGGCAUGGGGAUUCAUCAGGAACCCACAGAGGUGGGGAUGAGGCUGACCCCGGGAGAGAGGCAAUCCGGAGAUGGGACGUCCCUGCCAGAGACCCCCAACCUGACAAAUCUGUCGGCAGUGUACGCAGAGCUGGAGGGUGUGUAUGCGGCAAAGAAGCCCAAGUCAAAGUCUAUGAAGGUCCGGCCCCCCCCUGCCCCGGAGACUCUGGUGGACCCUGAGGCCCUGGCACACUCUUCCCUGCCCUCCCUGCACGGUGACGCAGGCAGUCGUAAACCUGCCCCCCACAUGGCCUGGGAGGAGCCCCUGCCCAGCCCGCAGGGCUACCCACCGGUGCCCCCUGGCAGCGAGACCAACCCCUACAUCAGCCUGGACAGCCCCCCGCCCUCGCCCCCACCCCUGGACUACCCCCCCAGCCCCCCUUCAGCCCGACGCAAGAAGCGCUUCACCUUCUCCCGCCCCCCGCGCAGCAUGGACACCGACAAGUUCCUGGACGCCCUGAGCGAGCAGCUGGGCCACCGCAUCACUGUCGUGGACGACUUCCUGAACCCCGAGAACGACUAUGAGGAGAUGAGUUUCCAGGACGAGGAGGAGGCGGUCUUCAUGUCCCAUGAGUUGAGCAGCCCCAGUGAGUGCCGCAGCACCAGCGGGGACGCCAGCUCCCUGACGUACUCGUCCAGCUCCGAGCACAUCCCCCCUCCCCCCCAGAGCCCGCCCCCGCCCCCACCCAUACAGUUUAAUGACCCCCCUCUGCCCCUCAGCCUCACCCCGGAGCACUCUCCCAGACUGCACCUGCCCUACCACCGCCACCCGGUCCCGCCCCCGCCGCCGCCGCCCCGUGCCAUCCUGCCACACCGCCAGUCCCUGCACAAGGUCCUGCCCACCAGGGAGGAGCUCCUGUCCCACCAGUCCCUCCCGCCCCUCCCGGUGAGCCAGCCCGGCCACGCCCUCCAGCAGGUCCACCCGACUCACCAGUCCCUCCCCCCGCGCCCUUCGCCUGAGCCCACCACACCCACCCAGCAGCUCCGGGAGCAGCCUCACCAGUCGCCCGAGCCCAGGCAGCCUGGCCACGCCCUGCAGCAGGUGCACCAGCGCCACCCGUCUCCCCAACCCACUCCCAGCCACCUGCUUCAGGAGAUGCACCAGGCCCAGCAAGCCCAGCAGGCCCAGCUUCACCAACGUCACCCAUCUCCAGACCCCACCCGUGACCCAGGCCAUCUGCUCCACCAGAUGCACCCAGCCCACCAGAUUCAGCAAGCCCAGCAGGCUCAACAAGCACAACAGGCCCAUACUCACCAACGUCACCCAUCCCCCGAACCCACUCACCCGAGCCAUAUGCUCCAGCAAAUGCACCAAGCUCACCAGAUUCAGCAAGCUCAACAGGCUCAACAAGCCCAGCAGGCCCAGGCUCACCAACGGCAUCCCUCCCCUGAACCUGGUCACCCCAGCCAUCUGCUUCAGCAAAUGCACCAACACCAGAUUCAGCAAGCCCAACAGGCUCAACAGGCUCAACAAGCCCAACAGGCCCAGGCUCACCAACGGCAUCCCUCCCCUGAACCUGGUCACCCCAGCCAUCUGCUUCAGCAAAUGCACCAAGCCCACCAGAUUCAGCAAGCCCAGCAGGCUCAACAAGCACAACAGGCCCAUGCUCACCAACGUCACCCAUCCCCCGAACCCACUCACCCCAGCCAUUUGCUCCAGCAAAUGCACCAAGCUCACCAGAUUCAGCAAGCCCAACAGGCUCAACAAGCCCAGCAGGCUCAGCAAACUCACCAGGCUCACCAGAGGCACCCGUCUCCUAAGCCCACCCAGCAAGGCCGCUCCCUCCAGGAAAUGUACCAGGCUCAGCAAAUGCACCAGAUGCAGCAAGCUCAGCAGGUUCAACAGGCGCGCCAGCGUCACCCAUCGCCUGACCCUGCUCACCCGAGCCAUCUGCUCCAGCAGAUGCACCAUGCUCACCAGAUUCAACAGGCUCAACAAGCCCAACAGGCUCAACAGGCGCAGCAGACCCACCAGCGUCACCCGUCUCCAGAACCCGCUCACCCAGGCCACCCCCUGCCGCAGAUGCACCAGGCCCACCAGGCUCACCAGCGGCACCCCUCCCCUCAGCCCACCCAGCAAGGCCGCUCCCUCCAGGAAAUGUACCAGGCUCAGCAGAUGCACAAGCUCCAGGCUCAGCUAGCUCACGAGGCUCAGCGGGUUCACCAGGCUCACCACAACGUUCAGGCUCAACAAGCUCAACAGGCUCCACAACCUCAUCAGACUCACCAGGGCAUUCAGACUCAACAAGCUCAUCAGGCUCAACAGACUCACCAGACUCACCAGGGCAUUCAGACUCAACAAGCUCGCCAGGCUCAGCAAACUCAUCAGAGCGUUCAGACUCAAAAAGCUAAUCAGGCUCAGCAGACGCAUCAGAGUGUUCAGGCUCAGCAAGCCCACCAGGCUCAACAGACUCAACAGACUCAACAGACUCAACAGACUCAAAAGACCCACAAGCGCCAGGCGUCUCCCCAGCCCACCCACCAGGUCCACCCGCUGCAGCAGAUGCGCCAGGCCCACCAGGCCCAGCCGGCGGAGCCGGCGCCAUCCGCCUUCCACUCCCUCCAGCGCGGCGCACACCAACCCAUCCACCCUUCCAACCAGGGCUCCCAGACGCCCCAGUCCCAGAAAGAGCCCCCGCCCCCUCCGCCCCUACCCCCACCCUGCGUCCCGCCCCCGCUGCCCUGCCCUGCCCCCCAGCGCUCCGACUCCAGCCACAUGAACGUCAAGAGGCUGCGCUGGGAGCAGGUGGAGAACUCCGAGGGGACCAUCUGGGGCCAGCUCGGCGAGGACUCCGACUACGACAAGCUGAGUGACAUGGUGAAGUACCUGGACCUGGAGCUGCACUUCGGAACGCAGAAGAGCCUCAUCUCUCUUCCAGAGCCGGCCCCGACGCCCGAGACUUUUAAAAAGAAAGACGUGGUUGAGAUUCUCUCGCACAAAAAAGCCUACAAUGCCUCCAUCCUGAUUGCCCACCUGAAGCUGUUGCCGGCGGAGCUGCGGCAGGUGCUGAUGACCAUGAGCACGGACCGCCUGGAGGCCUCGCACCUGAAGCAGCUGCUGCUCUACGCCCCUGACGAGGACGAGGUCAAGCAGUACGAGCAGUACAGCGACGACCCCAGCAAGCUCAGCGAGCCCGACCAGUUCGUCCUGCAGAUGUUGUCAGUGCCAGAGUAUAAGACUCGUCUGCGGAGCCUGCACUUUAAGACCGCGCUGCAGGAGAAGACGGAGGAGAUGAGGGGAGGUUACGAAUGCAUCUGCAAGGCCUCCCAGGAGCUCCAGAGCAGCAAGAAACUGGCAAAGAUCCUGGAGUUUGUUCUUGCCAUGGGGAACUAUCUGAACAAUGGUCAACCCAAAAGCAAUAAGAAAACAGGAUUCAAAAUUAACUUCCUCACUGAGCUCAGCACCACCAAAACGGUGGACGGAAAGUCCACCUUCCUCCACAUCCUCGCCAAAUCACUAAGCCAACACUUCCCCGACGUUCUGGGCUUCGCCAAGGACCUUACGACAGUGCCGUUGGCUGCCAAAGUUAAUCAAAGAACGAUUACGUCAGACCUUAAUGACCUCCAGGCCACCAUCAGCGAAAUCAGAACAGCCUGUCAGAAGAUGCCUGCCACACCAGAGGAUCGCUUUGCAGCUGUGAUGAGUAGCUUCCUGGAGAACAGCCACCCUGUGGUGCAGUCCCUGGAGUCCCUGCAGCAGCGGGCCAUGGACGAGUUCGCCAAGGUGGCCUCCUUCUUUGGAGAGGACAGCAAAGCCACCACCACUGAGAGCUUCUUUGGAAUCUUCGCUGAGUUCAUCACCAAGUUUGAGAGGGCGCUGAGCGAGAUCCAGGCCCCGGAGAACCCACGGAGCCCGAGAAUGGCCUCACCCUCUCCGCUGGCCUGGUGAGGUGACACGACGGCCCCCUCUGUCACCCAACCGGCCGGCGCACCUAAGGGAGGCAUGGAGACAACACCCCGGCAGGCCACAACAGAACCAGAUCCCCAGUAAACGCAGAGACCCCCAAUCUAUCGGGCCACACCAGAAACGCAUCGCCGUUUAACACAGAGACCCUGACGUAUUGGGCUACACUGAAAACAUCUUACUCUGGAACACAGAGACAACCUUCAACAUUGAAUCACUUUUUUCCUUGAAUAAUUCCAGUGGAAUAAUGGAACACUGGAAAUACACAAAACAAAGGACCUCCUUUUCUGACAUGGAAUGAUUUACAAACAGGUUAAUUAAUCCAAAUGAAAUAUAACAUUUUGUUUCAGGAUGAGUAACUAGGUCUUAAGCUCCUUGUUUAUGCUGAUUCAGAUGUUUGGAGAUUGUCUGUGACAGUGUUGUCCAGACAAAUCUUGUUAGCUUCUGAAUCGCAUGAAUAUUAAUCAAAUCUAAAUCUACAUUAGUUUGCCACCACUUCACUGGUUGACUUUGUGGACAUUUAAAGUUGACUUAAAAUCAGUAGAAUGUAGAGGAGACAUAUCUGAGGUAUGUAACGAACUGUACAUGUUUGUAUAUUUUUGACAUACAAAUUCACAAUCCAGUGAAAAAAAGGUCUUCAGGAAAAAAGAUAAUUACCGACAUCAUAUGGACAAGUUAUGCUCAUAAUAUAUCACGCAAAAUCUGGUAGCCAACUGUAGAAGUGAUUAAAGUGACUGUCCCUGGUGUGUCGAAAAUGUCAUUGGAGUUUGCCAUCACUCUGCGAAUGGAGAAUGCAUGAAUCAUGCAUGUCCUGGAUUGGACCCCGAUGGACUGAAUCCCUCAGACUUUUGUGGAGACGAUCUCAUUGGACACCAGUGAUUGGGAGGAUUUUUAUCGUUAUUAUUUGGCCUUCUGGGGUUUUAUUGGACAGCUAUUUCCAGUGAGUGCACUGUCACUUUGCCACGCUCGGAUGUGCACGCGUCGAGAACUUCUGUUUAGUCUGAGAAGGGCUGAUAUGACAUGAUAACAUCACAGUAUUAAUGUACAAUUCACGUACACUGAAUAUUAAUUCCAUAGUUUAUUACUCUGUAUAGUAUAGAUGAAUAUUUUAUAGUGGCAUAUCAGUACUGUAUUUUGAAAGCCACCACACUGAAUGUAUAAGAUGGGUGCUCAAUGUAUUAGGAGCUAUUACAAGCUGCUUAAGGUACGUUUACCCAGUGUUCUAGUAAGACAUGAGAUGUCUCGCCCAAUGUGAUAUGUAUUGUUAUGUUUACAUUGUUAAAAACAGUAUUGUCAGUAUAUCACAAGUACAACUUUAAUACAGUAUUGGCAGAGGUGGAAAACCCC
Megalops cyprinoides (Indo-Pacific tarpon) is the source of this 7131-nucleotide messenger RNA. RefSeq names its product glutamate receptor, ionotropic, delta 2 (Grid2) interacting protein, a (gene grid2ipa). The transcript has 23 exons. Bases 1 to 5769 code for a protein of 1922 amino acids. Lineage: Eukaryota; Metazoa; Chordata; Actinopteri; Elopiformes; Megalopidae. The record is from RefSeq and is a predicted model, not a curated record. Gene Ontology annotation, molecular function: protein binding.